This is a messenger RNA of Exophiala bonariae, 1638 nucleotides long. RefSeq lists its product as uncharacterized. The record is from RefSeq and is a predicted model, not a curated record. Bases 1 to 1638 code for a protein of 545 amino acids. NCBI's taxonomy places the organism in Eukaryota, Fungi, Ascomycota, Eurotiomycetes, Chaetothyriales, Herpotrichiellaceae. Gene Ontology annotation, cellular component: cytosol. Gene Ontology annotation, molecular function: glutathione binding; glutathione synthase activity; ATP binding. Gene Ontology annotation, biological process: glutathione biosynthetic process. The transcript has 2 exons.
AUGGCUGACAACAUCUACAUAUCAUAUCCCCCACCAUUGACUCCAGAACAGGAGGAAUACCUGGUUCAGACAGUCAAAAACUGGACCAUAGAGCACGCCCUUACCGUGCGGCCUUCGACAGCAAUUGUACCUAAAGAUAUUAAUCCCAACAAUGUACUGGCCACUAAUGCACCUGUCACUUUGUUCCCAAGUCCUUUCCCCAAGGCAUGUUUCGAGCAGGCUAGAAGUCUUCAAAAGGUAUAUAAUGAGCUAUAUGCUACUAUUGCUAGCGAUGAAGAGUGGCUCGAGGAUAUCCUUCAGGAACUAAUCAAGGUUGACGACUUCCUCGCCAAUCUAUGGAAAAUCCACCUGUCCGUCAAGGAGGAAGGUUAUGUCCAAGACCUAUCACUAGGGAUGUUCCGGUCAGACUAUAUGCUCCACACUCCUGGGGAUAGCCCUCCUUCUCUCAAGCAAGUGGAAUUCAACACGAUAUCUUCCUCGUUUGGAGGACUAGCUGUGAAGGUAGCCAAGCUACACACACAUCUAGCCACUUAUCCAUCAGUAAAGCGGCCUCUUGCAUACCCAUCACAUCCACUAUUCGCCCACUCGGACCAAACCAAUUCUCCUUCACCUUCAAUAACCACCAUCGGACAUCCUCCUCCAAAUGAUGCAGUAAUCACGUUAACAGCUUCCCUCGCAGCUGCCCAUGAAGCUUAUGGCCCUUCAAAGUCCAGGCCUCAACUGCCUACGUGCGUCAUCUUCCUUGUACAAGAUGAUGAGCGUAAUGUCUUUGAUCAAUACGCCCUGUCAUCGGAGCUAUGGAAUCAACACAAGGUCCCUUCGUUCCGCCUUGCAACUAGCAAAAUUCUAGCCUUGACAACAAUCCCUUCUAAGGACGAGAAUCCAAAUCGACCCUUGAUAUAUACUCCGCCUUCCUCACCAGCAACUCAAUACGAGAUCUCGGUUGUUUAUUUCCGGGCUCUUUAUGCUCCUGCUGAAUACGAUGCUCCCACCUCAUGGGCAGCGAGACAUCACAUCGAACGAAGCGCCGCUGUCAAAUGUCCCAGCAUUCUCCUACACUUAUCUGGAUCCAAGAAAAUACAACAAGUGUUGACAUCACUGCCUCCCGAUACCGAUCAUUUAAAAAACUUCCUCCCUCACUAUCCCGAGUCCACACUGAACAGUCUCAGGACGACAUUUGCACCACAAUACUCACUAUCUUCGCCCGACCCUAAUAUCGAGCCUGAAGGCGUCCGCCUCGCCCUUUCCCCCGACAGCGCGGCGAAUCAUGUCCUGAAACCUCAACGCGAAGGCGGCGGCAACAACAUAUACCGUGACAAAAUCCCAUCCUAUCUUCAAUCGAUACCGACGUCGCAAUGGAAACAAUAUGUUCUUAUGGAAUUGAUCCACCCACCAACAAAUGCCAAAAAUACUGUUCUGCGAAGCGAUGGUCAGGUUGUCGGUGGAAAUGUCAUCUCUGAACUCGGUAUCUUCGGAGGCUGUCUUUACCGAAGUGGGAACGGAAGCAAGAAGCCGGAGAUCUUACACAAUAGUGAGGGCGGAUACCUUCUGAGGACAAAGGGCAAAGACAGUGAUGAAGGCGGUGUCGCGGCUGGUUUCAGUUCGUUGGAUAGUAUAAUUCUAUACGAAGAUGCUUAA